Paramisgurnus dabryanus is the source of this 4653-nucleotide messenger RNA. RefSeq lists its product as uncharacterized. Lineage: Eukaryota; Metazoa; Chordata; Actinopteri; Cypriniformes; Cobitidae. The record is from RefSeq and is a predicted model, not a curated record.
UUCCUCUCAGUCUGUGUGACGUCAUUGCGUGACCAAUGGCGGACGGAGCCUGAGUGUUUAUCUAGCGAACGGAUUUUGUUUUACACAAAUAUACUUAAAUACUGACCGAUAAAUCAAACUUUAAUCAUUUCAGCUUAUCACACAGCUGCUCAGAUAUCCGUUAAUCGACUCGUCGUUCAGCUUGACGUUCGUCAUGGAUGUGAAUCUGACCAUCUCUCUUAUGCGCGGCCAGAUGGGCGCCGUCAUUGAGAAAGCAGUGAACGUGGCGGUGGAAACCGUGUUGGGGGAGAUGAUCCGAGUGGUCGGCCUCAAGUUUGAGGAGAUCAAACGGGAGAUGAACACGAAAGAAAAGGAAAAUGAGAACAUCAGGAGGAUGUUGGAGACGUCCCGCAGCCAGAUGAAAACAAUGCGCAAGUACAUAACCGUGCUGACUGCUAAAGAUCAAAACAGACUGUACCACGGAGAUAUGACACAACCAGUAGGCGUGCAUACACAAAGAGGGCCAACAAACACGGUGUCUAUGUGUGCAAAAGCCUCAAACCCGGGCAUCAGACCUAGAGUUACUGAACCUGCCCCUGUUGCUGGACCUUCAUGGGUUAGACAGCAUAUGCACGUGUCUAAAACUCAAAAUGUACAGGAGCCAAUGAGAAGUGAGAAUCAUAUUAGUGAUAUCCAUAUUGAAGAGAUCCAUGGUUCAUCAGCCCACAAAGUUGAUCAUUCAAGCCAUCAACUGGUGGACAGUCAAGGCCUGCUAUCUGAGACUAGUGAUCCAAUAUGGGGUCAAAACCCUCUGACUUCAUCAGAUACCUGUACUGAGCACACAGACAUGCCAGACACCGGUAUGCUCUCGACAUCUAUGAUGACUGAUGAUCCAUCCCAAACUACAGCUAGAAUGAACUUUGGAGCACCAUCAUUUAAGAUAAAAAAGGAGGAGCCUGAGGUUGAGAUUGUCUGUGUGAAGGAUGAACCCUCAGAGGCAGCCAGCAGUUCAAGAUUUGAAUAUCCCAACCAUGAACUUCAACAACAAGUGGGGGAACCUGACCUUGGGGUCCCACUAGAUCUACCUGGAUCCUUUCAGGCUCUUCAAAGUCCAAGCACCUCAGCAGAACUUACAAUCCCAGCCUUCGUCGGUUUGGACCCAUCCACCUAUGAUGACUCCCAGCUGUCCGUUGCAGGUGUCCAAAAACAGGUGCGUCCGAGGCGCAAGGACCUUAAUCUGUAUGAUGAAUUUAAACGCACCCGAACUCAGCUAAGAGGGCGCAACGCAAACCGAGGGCGUAACACAAACAGGCGACGUGAAGUGGAGCAGACGCUACCGCAGGCUCUUCUGGCAGACCUGGUAAGAGAGAGAAGGGAAAAAACCCGCCUUCGAGUGGCCCGCUGGCGUGCCAAGCGCAAAUUACAAGCCUGCUUGAUGGCCUCACAGGCUGCACAAUUCAACGGCGGUCCCGCGCAGGGCACACCCGCCCAGCACGCCGGUCUGAUUCCCGUCCGGAGGCGAGGCGGGAUGACGGGGCAGCGCGGUGGGCUUGCGUUCAGAAGGGGAAUCGCUGAGACUGGAACUUAUAACCUGCUUUUGCAGCUGGGACCGAGUUCAUCGCAGUCGCACAGCAUAAAUGAGGAUCCGAUCCAGGCGGGAUCUCAGCACAGAACGUCUGGAUCAAUGUAUCAAUGAUAAAGUUUAGCACCAUCUCUAUUUAAACACACCUGAACAAGCUAAUGAAGGUCAUUCGGGAUUCUUUAAAAAAUAUGGUUAGGGUUGGGGCUCGCACAUUGGCCCUUCAGGUGAAGUCGAACCGUUGGCGGAGUUUCACAAAGGUUAUUGUCAAAUCAAAAGCAAAGCAACCAUUUUCCCGAAACUAUGAACACAAACGCCAAGUCAUACGCUGUGCACACAUCGGAAAUGGAGACAUGCUAAAUAACCAUUGCUCAUGCAGUAUCUGCAAGCAUGACGACAACAUCUUCCUGUGAUGCUUCUCUUGUUUUCAGAAACACCUCAGCACAUUUUAUUCACGUUUAUGUAAAUGAAGCGGAAUUAGACUGUUCUGGUAAAAGGAUACAUUCGUCGAUUACUGUUACUACACCGGUUUCGUACUGUCAUAUUAUUUCUAAUAACAAUUUGGUUAUGCUGGCUCUUGUUUACUGUAAUUAUGAUUCGAGAAGCCUUCGUAGAAAUGCAGCAUUAUAUGGGCCGAGAGUAGCACGAUGAUAGCACAUCAGGGUUGAAGACACUGUCACUGUUGAAAUGAUGAUUUGGUCCAUGUUUAUUUGCCAUGACAACUAUACGGGCUGACUGUUGCAUUAUUUUAUGAUUAAUAAUUGCUGAAUGUCAGUGCUUUCUAAAUGAGUAUUCAGUGUGCAUUAACAUAUUAGCUUGUUAGAUUUUGAACAGAUUGGCAGUUUACCAGCUGCAUGUGUGAAGAAGCAGAUAGAGUUUUUAGUUUCAGGAAACGGUUGUGGUUGGUAAUUUUUUCUGACAGAAUAUUAAACAAUAAAUGUUUCAGUAUUAGAGAGAAAAGAAAACAAAGAGGUUGCUUAGUUUUGGUAGUGUUUACUUUUUGGUAACACUUUACAAUAAGGUUUCCAGAUUUGUUAACAUUAGUUUACAUGGACUAACAAUGAGCAAUACUUACAGAACUUAUUUCUUUUAGUAAAUGUUAUUUACCAUUUUUUUUUAAAUCAAAUUUUCUAUCAAGUAACGUUAUUAAAUGCACAAUAAACAUUUAUAAAUGUCGUAAAAAUAUGUUGCUCAUUGUUAGGUCAUGGUAGCUAAGGCAUUAACUACUAUGAAACUUUUUUUAAAGUGUUACUCACUUGACUACAACAUGACUUACAAAAAGUGCAUUAAAGGUACAAAUGUUAUAUAUUAAGAAAGGAGAGUUGGAGCUUUAAAGGUGCAGUGUGUAAAUUUAAGCGGCAUCUAGUCCACCGCGCACCCCUCUCUUUGAAGUAGCUACAUAGAGAAGUUACGGUGGGCGGCACAGGACAAACAUGUCAUCGUCUGAGACAGCAAAAGUGUAGCCAGUAGGGAUGAAUAACGAUUAAUUGUGAUUAUUCAAUGGCUAGGGGUGUCACGGUUCUCCAAAUCCUCGAUUCGAUUACAUUUUCGAUUUGAUUCGAUUCUUGAUUUUAAAUGCUAUGCCAUUUUUAGACUAGACUUUUGUGAAAUAUAAUAUCUGACCUUGAACCCAGAGAUGCCCUGUCAUGUUAGUCGUGUUGCCAGUGGAAAAAUAUGGUACACGCACAUACCUGAUAAAACAAAACUUCCUGUCAGAUGAACAUCUGUCAGUACUUUGCACCUUAAAAACGUGCUUUUAUUACCGUCUGACGAGAUUGUGAGACUAUACCCCAAUAAGUCAUGCUUAAAUGCUGUUUUCAUAAUUCUUAAGCAACUUAAAUAAGUUGUUGUGAAACUUAAACGGAUCUAAGUUCAGAGAAACGUCCGGUCCUGUCACAGACGCCGCUCUGCUGUGCACGCAUGCUCUGAUUUCAGCUGAAGGUGGGAGGCGCUUGCUGUUUUUUGUUUCCCAUGUAAAGAGCAGCUUGUGUGGUGUCUCCUGCAUCUGACAUGCUAUCUUUUAACUAACUGUAGCUAAUUAAGUUAUAGGAGGUUGACUCGCAGCACAACACGUUUUUUUUCCCACUUGGCAAGCCGACCGGACGUGACAUGGGGACGUGGCAGCAUCAACGAUUCAAUUUUUUUAUUCAAAGUUCGAGGUUGUGACUUAAUUUUGAUCGAAACCCUUAAUAAUAGCAGAAUAAAAGUUUUUGUUUACAUCAUAUAUGUGUGUAAACUGUGUAUAAUUAUUAUGCAUAUAUAAAUAUGCACACAUGCAUGUAUAAUUUUAAUAUAUUAAGUUUUGAUAUAUAAUAUAAAUUAUACAUAAAUAUACAAAUGUAUAUACAUAUGUAAACAUUUCUUAAAUAUAUACAUGUAUGUGUGUGCAUUUAUCUAUACAAAAAUUACUAUACACAGUUCAUACACAUAUAUGAUAUAAAAGUGUUUGUUUACUCUGCUAUAGAUUAAUCGCGAUAAAUUGUUAUGCAUCCCUAGUCAAGCAAUUACGGUUUCUUUGCGAAGAUUAAUGAAGAAAUUAUAGUAAAACGAUGUUAUUACAAAUAUUACUGUUGCUUGUUCAUUACAUUGAUUAUGCAAGGUCUUAAUACACCACUGAUAAUGUAGCUAUUGCAUUUCUGUCAAUAAAUCCUCCUAAAAUUUACACACUGCACCUUUAAGGAACAUGUCACAUAACUUAAACAAUAAAACAGUCCAAAUGUAUUAUAUAUAAAUCAAAACUACAUCUACAUGAAUUAUUUAAACAUGAGCAUUAAUGAUAGAAUAUGAUAAAUGAUUCAAAGACAAUAUUAUUCAAGAGAAUACACAGUGUUUCACAAAGCCUAAGAAGUACACUAAAACAUUUAUACUGCUUUUGAGGACGUACUCGCUUGUUUUGUAUAAUUGUAUUCAGGCAAGUGUUCAUUCAUUCAAAUCUCUGUAGUAGAAUAGGUUUAAUAUAGUUUACACUAAGUAGGAUGUGAUAAACGCUAUUAGCUUCCUACAGUUAUAAACUGAUUAUUUUAAUAUUCAGUGUCCUGAUUGUCUGUGGUUUUAUGGAGUUGAAAUGUUAUUAAACUAUUAAUGUUGCAGUAUCA